Hippopotamus amphibius kiboko is the source of this 1622-nucleotide messenger RNA. RefSeq names its product basic proline-rich protein-like. The transcript has 2 exons. Bases 721 to 1515 code for a protein of 264 amino acids. NCBI's taxonomy places the organism in Eukaryota, Metazoa, Chordata, Mammalia, Artiodactyla, Hippopotamidae. The record is from RefSeq and is a predicted model, not a curated record.
ACGCAUCCUUGUGAGACAGAGGCAGAGGGAGACCUGACACCCAGAGGAGGCAGUGUAAGGACAGGGCAGAGACACACGCCGGCCUGGCGUGAUGGGGCUCCAGGUCACCUUCCAGACAUGGGAGUCUGCAACUGCUUCGGAAAAUGCAGCGCCCGUAAGAAUGAGCCCCUGGGGCCCCCCGCAAGGUGGGCGCGGCCAGGCGGCACGACGUAGGUCAGGGGGGAUCCGGGUCAGAGCCCGCCCUGUCCCACAGCCUGGACCCUUGAGAGCAAGGAGUCGUGCUCGAUGGAGUCACAGGAACCAUAGCUGGCCAAGUGCCAAGCCUGCAGGGGCAGCGACAGGGGUGGGCACGGCCCCAGACAGCCCGAGGGUGCGGACAGAGCCACCCCGCUCCCCUCUCGCCACCCCGCCCUGGGGCAGCACGGGGCAGACUCCCAGGCAGCCCAGCUGGGGGGAAGGGUAUGAGGGGAUGCGGAAACCAUGCCCCCCCAUGCCUGAGCCCCUCCAGGACAGGAGUCUAUGGGUGUCUGAGUCCUGGGGCCCAGCAAGGAGUGGGCCUCAAGAGACCUCUGUAAAUUGGCAGUGCCAGGGCGGGGGGGGGGGGGGGGGGCGGGGCGGAGGAUGACAAUGACACACUAGGGCAAAGGCGGGGGGCGGGUGACACAACCAGAGUUGCUUCUGAGGUGGGAGGGGGUGGGCAGCUCUGGCAAGGCCCCAGGGAUGGAGCUGGGAGCAGCUCCGAGCAGGACACUCCAGGGCCAGAUGUGGGGCAGCCCCAGGUGUGAGGACAGGCAGCCGGGGCCACAGGGAGGGGGCGAGGGCGGGGGAGGGAUCCGGGGAGGACCAGGGCGGAGAAGGGCCAGCGCCCACGGGAACCAGCAGAGGAGUGGAAAAGAGGCUCAGAAUGAGGCUGAGGAGUGGUCUCGGCCCCUCCCGCGGGAGGCAGCGCCCCCCACAUCCCAGGACCCCGGGGGGGGACCUGUGUGGAGCGCACAGGCCGUGUCUGCUCUCCCGGGAAUGCUGGAACAUUCUGGAGGAGUGUGCGGUCCCCUUCCCACCCCCGAAGGGCCCCAGGCUCCCCAGACAGGGGCCCUGCCCGAAGGUGCCCUGCGGCCGGCGGAGCCCCCAGCCCGGCCCAGGCCCUCCCCCGCGCCCAGCAGUCAGGCCCUCGAGGACCCGAGCCAGGCCAGUCACCCGGCGGAGGAAACGAAGCGCCCGGCCAGCCCGGAGUCCUCGUGCACGGGAACACCUCCCAAAGGCGCCGGGCGCCCUCCGCCCGGGGGGAGCCCCGGCCGCACCCCGCGCGGAGCGGGCGCGCCGCCUCCCAGCCGCCCCGCGGGCCCGCGGGAGGGCCCCGCGCGGCCCCCCACACGUGCCGGCCGGCCUGGCGGGCCAGGGCGGGCGCGAGGCUGCGACCCCGCGGGGCCCGGCGGCUCCGGACCCGCCAGACGGCGCGCCCGCGGGCCGCACUCACCGCCGCGCUCGCUCCGCAUGCCGAUGGUGCCGCCGGUGUAGACGGCCAGGAGCCGCCGCUCGCGCCCCGCCGCGCGCGCCAUGCCCGUGACCCAGGGGACCGAGGGGACCGCGCGGCUCAGGGCGGCGGCGGGGCGCGCCGAGGGCUG